Molecule: messenger RNA, 1611 nt
Organism: Jatropha curcas
Lineage: Eukaryota; Viridiplantae; Streptophyta; Magnoliopsida; Malpighiales; Euphorbiaceae
Product: methyl jasmonate esterase 1
Biological process (GO): jasmonic acid metabolic process; salicylic acid metabolic process
Molecular function (GO): methyl indole-3-acetate esterase activity; methyl jasmonate esterase activity; methyl salicylate esterase activity
Source: RefSeq, a predicted model, not a curated record
GCAAAAUUUAAUUAUUUGAUUCACACUAUUUAUCUUUUUUUUUUACCAUUAGAGUCCGGAUCCUAUUAUCAGCCACUAUCUAAUUCGGUUCGAGACUUAAUCACAGUUAAGACUAUUUACUCAUCUCUAUAUAUGUAUUUGGUGGGGAUCAAACUUGAAAUUUCUUUCCAUAUGCCCAACUUGCGCUACUGUAGGCAUUUGAUUCAUGCUGUUAAGUAGUCUAUAAAUUGAGAAAGUUCUUGUACACUAAAGUCAAGAAUAUAAGAAAAUAUGGAGCAAAGAAAGAAACAAAAUCACAAGUUUUUCAUUUACCUUUUAAUUUUCCUUCUCACUGUCGAAAAUGGAGCUUCAUGUCAACCAAAAGCAAGCAAGCACUUUUUGCUAAUACACGGGGCAGCUCAUGGAGCUUGGUCAUGGUACAGAAUUGUGCCUCUACUAAGAUUAUCAGGCCAUGAAGUUACUACAAUAGACUUGGCUGCUUCUGGGAUUGACCCACGACAACCUGAGUCUCUCCGGUCAUUAUCCGAUUACAUCCGGCCGGCGAUCGAUUUUGUAGCAUCUUUACCACCACAAGAAAGAGUGAUUCUUGUUGGUCAUAGUUUUGGUGGGUUGGCAAUUUCUAAAGUAAUGGAAAACUUCCCAAAUAAAAUUUCAGUUGCGGUUUUUCUCACUGCCUUCAUGCCUGGCCCAACCUUCAAUAUUUCUACUCUGUUUGAAGAGUAUGACAGGAAGGAACUUCCAGAAUUGGACAACAGUUAUUCGUAUGAUGAUGGUCCAGACAAUCCUCCAACCACUGAACUUUGGGGUCCUAUUUUCUUGAGAACUUUCUUGUAUCAGCUCAGUCCAAUUGAGGAUUGGACAUUGGCAACAACUUUGGUAAGGCCAAGACCUUUAUUUACCGACGAAGACAUUUCAAGAGUACUAAUGCUAACAGGGGAGAAUUAUGGAACUGUUAGAAGGGUGUUUAUUAUUGCAGAAGAAGAUAUGAUAAUAAAGAAAGAUUUUCAAGAUUUGAUGAUUGAAAAAAAUCCACCUGAUGAAGCUCUAAGCAUAUCAGGAUCUGAUCAUAUGGUUAUGAUGUCUAGACCAUUAGAUCUUUGGGCUUCUUUGUUAGGAAUUGCUGCCAAAUAUGACUAUUUGCUUUAAACUCACGAUAGAAGUACAUGAAAUAAACCCGAUGAAUUCAUGUUUAAAACACAGAAUUCAGAAAAGAUGAAAAUCACUGAAGAAAUCUCAAACCCAUACAAAAACAACAAUGAAAGGAAAAAAUCAUAGGCAUCUUCUUAUCUACCACCGCCAUCAUUGUUGGAUUUAGAGAUUGGAUCUUGAGAGAAACUCUUGAACUCCAGAUUCGAGAUGACUAGCUAUGAUUCCAUAUGCAUACCUUUUUAUGAUUCUUUUUAUUUAAGAUAUAUUUUGCGCUUUAUUUUACUUUAGAUAUUGAAUUUGAUUGGAAGGCAGAUGCAGAAUUUUUCUCAGAGCCAACAAACAUGCGAAAGGCUUUCUGGAAACCUUGAUCACCUUAUCUAGGAUUUAUGUGUUUUGUAAUUUUUUUUUUUGCUAGAUUGAUGUUUUUAUAAUUAUAAGGUCCUGGUUCAGUUAUUUGUGAUA